Messenger RNA from Schistosoma haematobium, 7996 nucleotides. RefSeq lists its product as uncharacterized. Gene Ontology annotation, molecular function: uroporphyrinogen-III synthase activity. The transcript has 6 exons. Bases 982 to 1557 code for a protein of 191 amino acids. The record is from RefSeq and is a predicted model, not a curated record. Lineage: Eukaryota; Metazoa; Platyhelminthes; Trematoda; Strigeidida; Schistosomatidae. Gene Ontology annotation, biological process: uroporphyrinogen III biosynthetic process.
AGUUGCUAAUAUUUCCUGCAUAGGACUGGAGUGCCGGCUAUUUUAUUGUUUUCGGCUGUUAGUGGGUUUCCGUAGUUUGGACUGCUAGUUCUUACAUAAGUGCUAUGUAGAUUUAUUAUUGCUGAUUUUCAGAAACCUGCAAACCUUAUUUUAGCGUCUUAAUAGUAAUCGGAGGGUUCUUACAUAAAAACUCAACUACACGCUGCUUAUCUCAAUCUCCCUAUUUUGAGAAAGUGGCACAAAAACCCCGGAUUUCCUCAAAUCAAGGGGGUAAAAACAUGUUGAGUACCCUAACUAAGUCGAUAACUAAGAGUUAGAAAGUUAUGGAGUGUGGAUUUUGCCUAUAGACAAAACUAAGGUGUACUAUAUAUAGCACUUUAGUUUUUAAUUUCCUUCUAAAUUAUGUGUAGAAAGUAGUCCUUUACUCAAAAGCGAUCGAUGAGUCAGUACAACCUUAAGUCAGCUAAUUGUAAGUUGACGCGCAUUGUUUGCUAUUCAUUGACGUACUGUUUGUGUGGUCUAGUAAUGCCUAAUUAGAUGAAUGAUCCUAAAUCUUCAAUCCUGGAGAAAUGUUCAUUAAGUUUGGAGAUUAUUCAUAGCUUUUACUUGUUUGUGGUUAUUAUCUCUAUAUCUUUUCUAACUCGGCGGUAAACCACUAAAAGAAACCUAUUUAUUGCUGUACAAUUAACGCAAGCACUCUUCGGGCCAAAUAUUUAUCAUGAAAAAGUAGUAAUCCUUUCGGAAAUAGAACAUGAGGUACUUCCAACAAUCGAGUAGCAUGACUUUGUCCGACUUUACAACCUUGUUAAUCAUGUGUUAGAUAUAUGGUGAGAAAAUUCACUUUCUGGUAUAAUGGUGAAAAGAAAGGUCUGUGUGAUAGUUUCUAUUACUCUUUCAGAGUGUCUAAAUAGCUACUCAGUACCUUAGCCUGGUUUUUGUCCUCUGUUCUGUUUUACUAGAAAAUUUGUAUUCUAUCUAUCAAUGUACGUAGUUCUCCUUAAAUCGGCUGGUGAUAAUGCUACUAGCAUCGGUGAUGACCCUUAUGUACAGAUAUUAAAAAACUCAGGUUUCAGCGUAGACUUACUGGAAACUCUUGAUUUCGAGUAUAACAUAUCAAAUCUAGCGGAAUACAAAAAUUGGAGGAACAAUCACAGUUGCAUUAUUUUUAGUAGCCCACGUUCCGUUAUCGCAUGUGUUAAAGCUGGACUAACAGGUAAUGAAAAUGACCUUUGUUUCGUUGUUGGUCCUAGCACUGAGUUACAAGCUAAAAAAGCUGGAUUUUCGCCUAAGGGAGCUGAUUCUGGUGAUGCGGAGAAGCUCGCUAGUUUUAUUUUGAAGCACUUUACCUCAAAAUUGGAUAAACCUAUUUUUUUCCCAUCUGGGCAAGUACACCGCGACACACUACCGAAAGUUUUGGAAAAUGAAGGAAAAAAAGUAAAUACCGUUGUGGCCUAUUCUUCUGUAGAAAAUACUCAACUUCAUGAAAAACUGCGAUUGAAUUUAUGUGUAAGUUCUCUGUUUUCAGGCAUUGCAACAAUAACUUUAAAAAAAAAUUAAUUCCCCUCAAAGUAACAUCUGGUUUUCUGGCUAGGUUUAGCAGUAUUUUCUGGAUUUAAUUGUGUAUUUUUGCUUGCUUCACAGCAUAACAUCUUUGGAUUAUUCACAUUGUUCAUUCUACAGCUAACCAAAUAAUUCCUUUCGGAAAGUGCAACCAAAGCCACGUUCUGUUCACUGCAAAUGCGCCUUGUGUACCUUAGUACACCAAUCGUAAGUCAGUAGUUUAUACAACAGCUGAGUUUAGUUACAGGCUCUUCUCAGCAAAUUAUAAACGAAAACAGACUGGCUGGAAUCAGUUAGUGAAGUCAUUGACUUUUGGACUGAAUCCUAAUGGUAAGUACUAACUACCUGUUGACCGAAAGGUUUUUCGGCAACGUUUGUCAUUGAAAAGCGUACCAUAGAAGUACAUAAAGCUUGACCAUGGAUAAGGUAACAGAAGAACUAAGUUGCAAAAUUUUCGUACAAAAUCUAAUAUUUCCAAAGUUCGUGGUUUGAAAUGAGAAUAGGACAAUCAGGUACAACUUACUUGCAGAAUGUUAGCUCAGGUAUCUUUCAGAAACAAGAAUGUUUAAGCUAUGUGGUAUGUUUAAAUUGGAAAGUAAUUUUGAACAUACUCUUUGAAGAUUUGUACUACUAAAUAAUCUUAGUUGAAGGUCAUCAGUACCAAUUAGCAACAUUAAUAAUCGAAAAAAAAUUAUCAGUAAGGCAUAUAGAUGGAUUUGCAAAUAUUUGGUACUAAUUGUUUGUAAUUGAUUGUUCUGUUGUAUGAUAUUGAAGCCUAUAAUUAUAAAAAUAAUUUGUUAGUGUUUGUAUCUUUUUCUAGGAAGGAAAUCCUAUUCCUGAAUGUUUAGUAUUUUUCAGUCCCUCUGGUGUUUCAUUGACUGAAAAAAUAUUAUUAACCGAAAUUAAACCACAUCGACCGAAUAUUAAAGUAAGUGUAUGUUUUUUCUAUAUCCUCAACUUAUUUCACUUGAGAAGGUGUCCGUACCGUUUCUAUAUAAAGUUUCUGAACUUACAUUUUCAUUUAACCAGUUAAAUUUUAGCCCUGGUUUAUCCAUGAGGAUUAUUGGGAAUAACUACAUCAUGACAAACAAAUAGUAUAUGGAAGCUAGUUCUCAUUGUAAACUGACAUCAAAUACCAUACACCAUAACACACCAACUUUAUGGAGACAUACUAGCAGUUUUUUCUCUUUUACUAAAUCAAAACUUGAAGUUUAUCUUAUCUGGUCGUUAUACAUAUUUAGUUUGUGUUUAGCGUCAUCACUUUCUAACAUGUUCAUUACUACAUUGUGAUGAAGCUGAAAAUAAUUUUCGUAGAUUCGUAGAUCUAUUCUCUCAUCUUAUGAGAUACAUAAACUAUUUAUUUUGGUUUACUUAGUACUAAUAUGCUAAAUUUGAGACAGAUUUUUAUUUUAUUUUAUUGAUCAUGGAAAAUGAGCUAAAUAGGGUUACCGAUGAGGUUUCAGGUUUUCUUUCAUAUCAUAUCGAACAAAACGUCUGAAGAUUAGUUAGCCUGUAACACAAUAACAUCUUGAAGAUUUUGCAGUGUGUUUAGAGGUUAAAGUGGCUAGUUACGAAAAAAGAUAAACUGGAGCAAGCAAAAUUACUUUUGUUCUCAUAGAAAUCUAUUCUGAUAGCAGUGAAUCUUGAAGACUUAAGGGAAGUAUUCAAAAUUCAUAACAGUUUAAGUAAUGAAUCAAUCAAAUUAUUAAGAAAUGCACAACUGUGUUAUGGAACUUCCAUAUUUCGCGAUAGAUGAUUGUUGAUUGGCUGUUGCGCGAAUGUUUGGUGCUGUUUUAUAAGGAGGAAUAUUUUUCGAGCUCAUGAAAAUAAUACAAUGAUGAACUGUCAGAAAACACGCAAACUAGAAAACUCCUGUGUUUCAUUUUGUCGUUAGAUGUAGUUUCUGCUCGGUAUUCAAGUGAUGUAGAGUGUCAUCAAACUCAGCUAUUAUAACGAUACGAUCACGUAAGUUAGUGGAAAUCUUGUUCAAAUCAGUGAUCUCAAGAUUACUAAGCGAGCCAGGAUUUGUGAUCGCCUUUUACUCUCCGGUCUUAUAUCAUAAUAAUGAUAAGAAGGCGACUGCAGUCCAGCUUCUUUUUGCUUUCACUACCAUUUCAGCUUUGGUUCACUAAUUUAGGUAUGCGAAUAAUACUUUAAAUAGUUUUAAGUAGACAUAACUUAUCAUAAGAUAUAGGUAUAUGUGGUCAACCGAACUACACUUGAUGUAUACAGCUCAGGCUUAAUGUCCAGCUGAUAAAAAACGUAGUUGUGAAAGAAUCAAAUGUGACGAUCGUUAAAAGUAUAGUAAUUAUAGCCCUAAACUUCGUUCCAUAGGCCUCGUCCAUAAACUUUCCUGUGCUCGCUUAGACUUAAAUGGUCAAGUAGUCCUAUUAAACGUCACACUAAAAGAGUAUACUAUAACAUUAUACAAAAUUACAUCAGUUAGGACUUGGUCAUUAUCUGAUAUUAGUGCAUAUUGAUCUAGGUUGUCCUAGAAAUUGUAUAUGACCUCCAAUAAAUUGUAUGAUUCUAUGUAAAAGUUUUAAAUUUCAUCGGGUUUUAUUAAUAAUUACUUAUUUUGCCCUGACUUUCUCUGUCAAUCAGUUGGUUGCUAUGGGACGCGCAACAGCAACACAAUUAAAAGAAUUAGGUUUGACUGUUUCAGCGGUUGCCUCAUCACCUAAACCGGAAAGUCUACUAACGGCACUAAAGCAGUUAAAAUGAUGUUUAUAGUCAUCAGUAAAGAAACUUUUUAUCUUUUCAAAUCCUAACUCUUUGUUGCUUUUAAUAUGCUUUGACUUGUUUGUAUUUAUUUAUUCCCAAUCAUUUCCAAUACCAAGGAAAUUUUAUUGCCUUUUGGAGAUAGUACAGGUAGUAGACACUAUUUAUUCAAGCUGCAUUGGUUGUUUUUUUCUGCAAAGAAUAUAUUUAUAUGCUUUUUUUAUUUUACAAAAAUUGUGCCUUGUUUACUUAUUUAUAUCUUUAUUUGUAAUUUGUGAAUUACACAAUCUAUUUAUUUGUGUAAACUAAUAAUGAGCUCAAUUCUAUGGAUUGUUGACAUUAUUUUUUAUGCAAUGCAUUUGAAAUUAGUAUUUUAAAUAAAUUUAAUGUUCUACAGAAUAUGUUCUUCUUCAGGGAAUAUUAUUAUCUCCAACUUAGUGUAAAAAGAUGUAAAAUUCAAAUGACGUUAGAAUUUGAGUAUUUGCUGAAUUUAUCACGUGAAAAGAUUCUACCAUCAAGUAUCUAGUAGUCAAAAAUGGUGGUUUAAAUUCGAGUGUAUUUGUCUAACUAAACUUGUUUAGGGUAUUUUAAACAAAACAGAAUGAAAUCAUUCAAUAUAUAAUGUGGAUUUGGUUUCCAGUGUUAAAAUUCCAUUGGAGUAGUUAGAUCAUAUCAUUCAAUAGGAUGGGGAAAACUUCCAAAUAAACAUAAUCUUCUGUAGUGAUCAUAAUUAAUGAUGACUAAUGGUAAGAUCAUGUAAGCCUACUAAAAACUGGAAAAGACUCAUUUGAAUUACCGAAAAUAUUCUGAUCACAAUGACCGUCACUAAGUAUGUUAUAUACUGCUUCAGUGAUGUAUCAGUUGAUGUUCUUUUCUAUUAGCUAUUACAAACUCUAGACUGCUUAAUAAUAUUCGUUGUAGACUGAUUAAAUCUUCGAAAUCAAACAGAAAAUUCAUUUUUAGACGAUUAAUUAAAGCGGAUACGAUAGAUAUUCGCCCAUUUCAUUUCAUAUUGGUUAUAAUUCAUCCUGAACGGACUGAAUAUCGAAAAUAUCAUUAUGGUAUAAAAAAAGUAUCUUUCUUGUUACAAGAUCUUUAUGUCUGUAGAUUAUCCGACCAUAUAAAAGUUUGUAAAUAUGUGCUCCUUUGGGUGCUGACAAGUCUGUGUUGUUUCGUAGUACCAAUACUUUUAGUAAUCAGAAUUAAUACUAAGAUAAUUAAUUUCGUCAGUAGCAUUUAUUUGUAGACUUUCGUUGUUGUGUUAGACAGAUUAUUCACAAUUCAAUAGAAAAGAACUUCAUCUACAUUGGUCAAGCUUCAAAAGAUUUUCAGUCACAUUAUUCUAAUGUUUGUUGCUAAAGGAACGUUUAAAGAAGUAUAAAACUCUAAUUCUAGGAAUCCUGCGAGCGGGAUCAUGGAUGCGCACUGCCGAGGAGUCCCGCAAUAGUACGAAACGGCCGUCCGGUGCUUCCAGGUUUUCAAUUGUGGUGGUCUAACAUCAAUCGGUUCAUGAUCUCAAUCAAAAACCUAAUGGAAAAUUCUUGAAUUAAUAAACUGUCAAUUGACCAAUAAGUACUAAUCAGUAUUAUAUUUGUGUAGUCUUUAAUACUGAUCAAAAUUUAUUGACCAAGUUCCAGUGUGAACACUAGUCUAAACGAUUUGAUGUCGAACAAUGAUUAUGUCUCUGAUUGGGACACUGUGUGACUUGGGUGAAAAUCCCAUAGGGAGUAUUAGUUCUUUUGAGAUCGCAGACACAAUUUGCUAAUGAUUAUCAACCACCAUGAAACUAAUUGGCCAUCUCAUCCGUCACUUGCUAUUUAACACCAAUGAAUCGAAGCUUCUUUGAAAGGUAAUUAUUUAAGUUAACGAACAUUACUGCUUCUGCUGGUAAGGGCUUACUAUUUGUGACAGCUGAUCAUUUAGUCAAUCUCUAGUUACUAUUUACGCAAGAGUAAUGGAAAACGAAAUUCGGAAUGAUGCAUAUUCAAACUUUUUUUACUACAUAGAGGUGUUCAAUGGACUAAGCCACUUGAAAAUAAUGUUACAUGUUUGAAACGCAUUCCUUCACAAUUACAUGUAUGUAUACAAUGGAAACGUUAUUAACUUUACUGACAGUUUCAGCCUGAAAGGUGAACAAACAAUACAAAAAUAUUUUCGAUCAGUGAACAUGAACAAUGUUUAUAUUGACCAAUUUUUACAACUGAACAAAUCUAUCGAAGUUUGUAACAUGGUGAUUAAGAUAAUGUGGAUAGAAUGCAUAUUUCCUUAUUCGAUUUCACGAAUAUAUUUAUUGAUUUCCUAUGUAUCCCUUUUUCCCCCAAAAAAUAUCAUUUUGAUUGGUUUAUUAUUUCAUCAAUACAUUAUCCCAACAUUUGACAUGUUCUACAUCAAAAUUUCUCUCGCUUUUCAAUAAGUGCAAUUAAAAUUAUACUAGUCAAUCAAUAUAGUGCUAAACAAUUCGCUACAGUUAGUUAUUAGCUACUGGUAACUUUAUCAACAAGACUAUAUGGAUAAAAUCUCAAUUAGAGUCGGUUUUCAUUGACAUAUUCAAUAGUUUACGAUAGGGUAGUUGCAAGCAUGUGAUUGAGUUAUUUUAGUUUUUAUCCAUGGAAUGGUUUUGAAUUAUUAUCCAUAACGUUCAAACAGACUUGAUGUCAACCAAUAAAGUUUCACCAACUAAAUAAAAAAUAUUGAGUUAUAUAAAACUACGGGAUUAAGAACAACGAUAAAUAAUACAUGAUUGAUGUAUAUGCAGCUCAGUGGUUAGGGUGUCCAACUUUCGGUCACAAAGCACCGGAUCGGAUAUUUUCCCAUCAACUUCACUUUAGAUAAUCAAGUAGUUUCAAUAGGUUUCACAUUUAGAGUGUAGCUGGAAGCCAAGUACACGAGUCCAUUCCUAGCGAAUCAGUCAUAUGCGAAUAAUAAAAAAAUAAUUGUUUCUUAAUGAGUAUUUCUUGAGUUCCAUGAAAGCAUUAUUGACGGUAACGUCAGUGUUCUUAUUUAUCUUAUCCUACAAUUUUAAUUUCAUAGUUUAUAUCCUAACACCAAGAAUGCAAAGAACAGGGCUGAAACGUAUCUCACAUUAACAUAUAAAAUAAGUAAUGCCUACUUAGCCGAUGAUUAACAAAAAAAACCACGCUCAAUAGAAACGAAAAAGCAUAGAACUUGUGAAUUGGCGUUCACUGACAUAUUAAAAAAAUAAACAUCCACUUGGAGGAAAUGCUGUCUCAAAUAACUAACUUAAAUUAUCAUUCAUAUCCAGAUUUAACUUAACAAACUCCAAUUGUUAACGUAAAACGAACACUUGAUCAUAAUCUUGCUAACUCAAAAUGCCCAACCAACUACUAUAAAUAAACAGAUAAGCUAACUAUUACCACUCAAAUUCAAAUAAAUCGAAAAACAUUGUUCUCCGUGAUUAGACUAACGGUAAGCAGGUAUUCGAUUACAUUAUUCAGAUUGUAAUUUAUGUAUCGAAAUUGUGUUAGGUAUGCACUGAAUCUACAGUAAUGAGCAAACACUUAAAAGAACGUAGUCAGAGCGGCAUCGCAAUCAUAUUGGUACAAUAGAGAAAUGGUAAAAAAAGUGUUCAUAUUCAGUGUAAAAAUUCAGUAAAAGGUAUUUCAAGUUGCAGUCUUCAAUAUUUAUUAUAAUUGUGGGUUAUGAUGCACAUAUUUACCCUUUACUAACUUUGCACUGAAGUGUUAAAUGAAUUCGG